This is a messenger RNA of Plasmodium coatneyi, 1572 nucleotides long. RefSeq lists its product as uncharacterized. The transcript has a single exon. NCBI's taxonomy places the organism in Eukaryota, Apicomplexa, Aconoidasida, Haemosporida, Plasmodiidae. The coding region runs from base 1 to 1572 and encodes 523 amino acids. The record is from RefSeq and is a predicted model, not a curated record.
AUGGGGCCGCCAAGUGGGAAGACCACCAUCCCCCUGUUUAUGUACAGCAUAGCAACGACGGCGAUCGUUUAUCAGAACUAUAUUUUUAUUGCAUUCCUGUUUAAGAGGUAUAGAGCAUACGAAUGGCUAUGCAAAGGAGAGAGUGACCAAAUGGGGGGGGACUUCUUUGUGUGCAAGGAACAGGAAAACUACAUUCAGUUUUUGCUAGUAUCAGGGUUAAUCAUUCAGUUCAUUUCUGGUUCUAUUGGAAGUAUGCUAAUUAAUGUUUUGUCCAAGAAGAAAUAUGUGUCACGCGUGGCCUUCUCCUUUUUGUUCGCGGGGUGGAUUUUGCUGAGCGUUGCCCUUUCAUAUUCGAAGCACUACAUGGAAGGGUAUUCGCAGAUUGGCACUAGUGGCAAAAGGUCUGACGCCUUGGGGACGCUCUGGGGGGGCUUCGAAACCAUUUCGCUCCUGUUCAACUUGGCAUUCGCCUGCUUUGGCAUCGGGUCGGACAACUCGUACCUACCCAUCAUAUACUACGUUAACGAGAAGUAUCCAGUGGAAAAGGGGGAAAAGACAAGCAAGAGUGGCGACCCCACAAACGAAAAUGGCCUAGCCGAAAGCGCAAAUAAUGGAGGGGAAAGCAAACUAGGUGCUUUAAGAAAUCUUUUGAAGAACAAAAAUUACAUCCUCAUCAGCACCAUGUCUUCCCUGGCCGUGCUAAGUCUCUUCGUAGGAAACGUGCUGUUGGCCGCUCUUAACGUAUUUGAAGGGAAAAACAAUAUCACAGUGGUGGUGGCUUUGUACAUUUUGGUGUGCAUCGUCCCCUCGUUUUUCAUUGCGAAUUUGUUGGAUGAGAGAGGAGAGGGAAGAACUAGCGACAACGUGGUGAUCAGCCAGCAGAUAGCGCCCAACAGGGAGAGCACCCAGGUAUGGGGAAAAAUCCACCUGGAUGCCCUGAAGAACCAAGUGAAGUCGCCAUUUUAUCAGUUCAUCGUGAUCGAGUUCUUCACCAUAACGUUCAGCAUUUGCUACUUUAUGUUUUCCCUGUUCGAUAUUUACGAGCACAGCGUAUUUGGAGACACUCUAAACAUAUACUCCCUCGUGUUACCAUCAAGCUUUAUCAUCACCUUAACAUUUGGCAUAAUAGCUGACAUUAUAAGCAUAUACAAUUUUAUGAGCUUCAAUUUAGUUUUGGGAAUUUCAGUUUUUUCUUUAACUUGGGUUUACUACAAAACGACGAGUGUAUUUGUUGGCUACCUGUCGUUGAUCAUUUAUUUUUUUCACCAAAGUUUUUUUGCAAACCAUAUGUACAUGUACAUGUCGACAGUAUUUGGGGAAAACAAUUUUGCAGUCCUCAUUGGAAUAAUUAACGCAUUUGCGUCUGUUGCCUUUUUCCUUUCCUUUAAAUCUUUCGAAUAUAUUAAGUAUCACGGAGGGCCUGUCUACUCCCAGAUGCUUAUCCAAAUUGUCAUUCUUUCAUACGUGCUGUUGUUUCUUUUUCACGUUUUUUACAUAAAGAAGAAGGCUGCAAGUGGACAAUUCAUGACAACGAAGCGGGGCACUUCCGAAGUGGCACAAACUAAUGUAUAA